AUGCGAGGUUUGUCCCAAGCAGCAAGCAAUCGGCUUGUCUGGCUGGAGGAAAGCACCUUCAACGUCAGAGAGAACCUUCGGUUCUUGACAAGUGCCUCGCUGGGUCCCUUGCGGACGCAGAUGCGUGCAGGUUAUCAAAGAAAGGAUAGCCCAGGGGUUUACGAAUCUGCAUUUGACCUUACCCAAGCAGCUGCUAUGGCCGCAAGCAGCUCCUUGCUGUUCCGCCAUCCGUCUCUACAGCUUCGGGUGCUGGAUGCUGAGCGAGGAUCUGGAUAUGUGGCUAACAAACUCUUGCAGCGAGGUGAGUUGCUGUUGGAGGAGCAGCCCUUUGUUUGGAACAGCGGCAAAGACGAAGAACCAGAUCUCCAGAAGGGGGCUGCUUGGUUGAUUGCCAGCGGCUUGGCUCAGGAACUCACUUCAAGGCCAGAUGCCGCAGAUUUGGAGGCUUGUGGCCAGUUGGUCAAGAGGUAUGCCUUUCGCACGCAUCGACCGUCUAGGGAUGGGUCCUACCCUGCUAUGCUCUUCAAGAGCUGUUGUCGUCUCAACCAUUCGUGCUUCCCGAAUGCUGGGGGACAUUUGCCGGGCGCCGAAGACUUUGACUCGGUGGCCCAGUACCGUUCGCCAGCGAUGAAAGUCUAUGCCCUGGAAGAAAUCAGGGAAGGCGAAGAGGUUUGUAUUUCAUAUCUUGCGGAAUCAGAUCAGUUGUCCCCUUUGUCCCACCGCCGAGCCCUGCUGAAAGACACCUGGGGCUUCCUUUGUCGCUGUGAACGUUGCCUGGGGGGUCGCCCUUUGGACCGACGCUUGGAGGCCGUGGACUGGGAGGGGCUGGAGCGGAGAAGUGCCCUGGCAUCGGUGACCAAGGCGUUUCGCAGCUUGUUUGAUGCUACCUUCGAAGACUAUGAUCCACCCAAGGAGUUCGAAACCACCCUGGAACGCUUGAACAAUUUCAGAAGAGAGUUUUCUUUUCUGGAUAAGGCGCAUGUCUUCUCUCAGCGGGUACGACGAGAGUUGAUAGCAGCUUUCCUUCUGACUGGUUUCGACAGCGAGAUUGCACAGCGAUGUGCUGGACCAGCCCUGUCACUUUUGGUGGAAGAAAUGCAUGUGCAACAUGCCUUGCUCCCCAGUCUAAGCCCUUUCAAAGUGACGCCCUAUGUGCAAUUUUUGCACUUGCUGCGCCACGUUCCGGAAAAGGAAGCCCGGUGGCAUGUGAGCGACUUGAAGGUGGAUGGCUGUGAGCUCCAGCAUCAGCAGAGCCUGUGGCUGCAUGACCAGCCGGCGGCUCAGCGCCUCCAAUUGGCCCAGCCCCGCAACCUGCCCCCUGCGCCGCUGCGCGGUGCUCCGCUGCGCACAGGGCCGUUGGCCAAGCCCGGAGCGGCCUGUGGCUGCUGCGCUAGCGCACCGGGACCAUCCCUGGAACGGUGCCAUGGUCGCUCCAAGGGGUGGCCGAGGAGCUGCCGAAGGAAGGCGCAGGCUGACGAGAUGCCACCAUUGAUGGAGAACGGUCCAGAGACUCCAGAGGUUCUGGGAUCUUCAAGAUCUUCCACUUUGUGGGAGGCUUAUGCAGAGUUUGGCCGACCAAGCAAGGAUGCACAGAGUCUCAGACGGGCUGGAAAGGUCAGGGAGCCAAAGGGCAAGGACUCUUGGUUCAAAUUUCGAGUUGCCAGGUGAUACCAUGAAGAGAUGGCGUCACAUUUCGAUGAUUGCACCAGCGUG
Molecule: messenger RNA, 1713 nt
Organism: Cladocopium goreaui
Lineage: Eukaryota; Dinophyceae; Suessiales; Symbiodiniaceae
Source: the annotation of a GenBank genome assembly